Drosophila hydei is the source of this 1948-nucleotide messenger RNA. Its product is annotated as mini-chromosome maintenance complex-binding protein. Bases 100 to 1926 code for a protein of 608 amino acids. Gene Ontology annotation, molecular function: chromatin binding. The transcript is spliced from 3 exons. Lineage: Eukaryota; Metazoa; Arthropoda; Insecta; Diptera; Drosophilidae. The record is from RefSeq and is a predicted model, not a curated record. Gene Ontology annotation, biological process: DNA-templated DNA replication.
UUAGAGUGACCAUCUUGCUAUAAACUUCUAUCGUGUUUCUUCCAUCAGUAACAUUGUAAUUUGGCGCGCACGAGACUCGGAAACAAUAAUUAUUUGUUUAUGUGCGCGAUGCCUUGCAACAUGGAACUACCUAGCUCCCCAGAAGAGCUGACAGCACAAGACAAUGAAAAUUGGAAAGAGUUACUAAACGAUUCCACAAAAUGGCACUCUAUUCCGCUGCUAAAUCACACACCUUUGCACAAAUUGAAAGAUCAGGGGCUGGUACGUUUUCGUGGCAUGGUGCAGGACAUGAUGGAUCCAGAAAUCUACUUGGAGCGAUAUGAGGUAAAAUUAGCUGACGGCAGUGCACGUACACAGCCAGGCAAAUAUCGGGAUUGUCUGCGACUGGGCAAAGAUGAACUACUGGACUACCAUGCCGACAGCAAUGUGCAUGGCGAGCGACGCACAUUAUUUGUGGUCUCAGUACCUGGUCUCAAUGACUGGGCUAAAGAGCACGAAAAGCAAUGUAACCCGCAGUCACAACAGUUGCCAAGUGUUGGAAGUGGUGUCAAACGCGCAUUGGAUGAACAAGAAGAUAUGGAAGUGGACAAAACAGAUGAAUCUAACAUUAGCUCAGCCAAAAAGCAAUGUGUAAAUGUUGAGAGCAAAGCAGAAACGAAGGGCUGCAGCUCUGCAGUACUUGGCUCAGACUAUCUGCUCAACUCGCCGUUGCCCAGUCGUCCAAGCAUGGCCUGCAUGGUGAAGGUCUACGAGGAAUUCGAUAAAUACACCUUAAAUUCGCUAAUGGAUUUUGUGGGCUUUCUGUCUGUGGAUCCAGCAUUGGACGCAUCCACGCUGGACGUUGAGGCCAUGAAGGAUGUGGAAAGCCUAGCCGAGCUGCAGGCACAGAAUCCGUCGCCAUUUCUAAUACCGCGCCUGCAUGCCUUUGCCGUCAAGUCUUUGUGCCAUGCCAAUCCGCUGCUAGACGAAAGUCUUCAGCAACCUGCUGCAAUUGAGGCACCACAUGCACCACAAUCUUUGGAAAGCAUACACAAGGAUUUGCGCAUGCUGCUCAAACUUUGCCUGUUCGAGGACGAACUGGCUGCCGAAUAUCUUCUUUGUCAUCUAAUUUCUACAGUUUAUAGCCGUUCUGAGAUGCAGAGCAUUGGCAAAUUCGCAUUGAACAUCUGUAACCUGCCCAAAGAGUGUCUGCAGCAAUAUACAACAAAGCUAUAUGAGGUACUCGAGCUCUUGUUGCCUGCUAGCCACUACCUGCCAAUAACCCUAGAAACCAUGAACACAGCAGCCUUUACACCAAAAAAGGACUAUGAGACGAACAAGCUGGUCUCUGGGUUGCUGCAGCUGGCGCCCCAUACACAUCUGGUACUCGACGAGACGCACAUGCAGCAGGGCAAGCUGGAAGCGAAUGGUGUGCAUGCCAUACAGCAUCUAGCGAACCUUAUUAACAAUCAGCAGCUGAAGUGCGACUUUCAGUAUUAUCAAAUAGAUUACAAUGUGGAUAUUCCGGUGCUGGUGCUCAGCGAGGGACGCAGCAUGCUGCCGAGCGACUUUGUGAUGCCAAUUAAGGCAGAUGAAAAAGCUGUUCAGAUUUACGAGGAAUCUUUGAAAGCUGCUUUGCACUAUCUACAGCCGGGGCGCCUGCAGCAGUUCCGCAACUAUUUGACCAUGUCGCGGAUUGCUCAAUUCAGCGUUAGCGAAGAGCACACGGAAAUGAUACAGCAGGAAUUUGUGGAUAUGCGCAAGGCGAAUGUGAAGAGCAAUGCUGAUGAUCUGCACUGUCUGUUGGUCUUAUCGCGCCUACUAGGCAUUGCGCGCGGCAAUGCUACGCUAGAUAAGGAAACCUGGCACUUAGCCACAGAGUUCGAGUCAAAGCGUCGUCAGCGAUUGCAAGCAAUGCCCAAGUCAAGCACUUCAAUGCGAAAUUAAAUUGAAUAUAAAUCGUUUUACA